Messenger RNA from Penicillium taxi, 684 nucleotides. RefSeq lists its product as uncharacterized. Lineage: Eukaryota; Fungi; Ascomycota; Eurotiomycetes; Eurotiales; Aspergillaceae. The coding region runs from base 1 to 684 and encodes 227 amino acids. The record is from RefSeq and is a predicted model, not a curated record. The transcript is spliced from 3 exons.
AUGCUCUUCUUACUCUUCAUUAGUAUACUGCUAAGCCCGUUCCGACUCUGUGCCGGCUCACCAGUCUAUCAUGAAUACUAUCGAAACAGCAGCUAUGUGCCUGAUAUUAUCGCACCAGAUACUCUAUACGUGGCAACAACUGGUAGAGAUAGCUUAUACUUCAUCGACACCCGCUUCGAUCAUGAUACCGCUCAGUAUAUCAAGAAUCAAAUUGAGGCAAUGACUUUCGCAGGGCCAGAUGAUUACGUCGCUAUAGACGAGUUUGAGGCCACAGCAGCGAUUAAAAAUCGAAAAACCGGUGAAACUGUCUUUACAUUCGACCCUCCCUACGCUAGGGUUUUCUUUGCGAGUGGGAUAAAUAGAAAUAACCCAGAACUCAAAUUACCUAAGCAUGAGCCUGCUGGUAAUUGGCAAGUGACCUAUGAUCUGAAUGAAAUAACAGAUGCCCAGAUAAUAUGCUCGGCUUAUGAUUGCGAUACCGAUGCCGAGUGUCGGGCCAUCAGUUAUAAGUACGACCUCUGCCACGGUUAUAGACUCGCGAACGGUUGUGAGGAUAGUGGCACUACUAAUGCUAUUGGGUCAUGUAUUAGAAUUUGUGUUAGGGCUGUCGACACACCAAGGGAAGAUGGUGAAACAGAUACUAGCUACUAUCAACGGAUGGACAAGUUGCACUGGUAUAAUUGA